UCUAGCUUGUGUUGAGCUCCCCCACGGGUCCUGUUCUAUACCGCAAUGGCCGACACACAUGGCAAUCUCCACAUAGCGAUGCUUCCCUGGUUCGCCUUUGGCCACAUGACGCCAUACAUGGAGCUGGCCAAGUUGAUGGCCGGAAAGGGCCACCGGAUAUCGUUCCUAUCGGCCCCAAGAAACAUAGAUCGCCUACCGAAACCCCCUCCGGACCUCGCUUCUCUCAUCAGCUUCGUGAAGCUCCCCUUACCGGCCGUCGAACACUUGCUGGAGGGCGCCGAGGCCACCAGCGACCUGCCUUACGACAAGGUCCAGUACCUCAAGAAGGCUUUCGACAUGCUCCAAGGACCCGUGGCCCAGUUCCUCGAAUCCUCGGAUCCCGAUUGGAUCAUGUACGAUUUCGCUCCGUAUUGGGCUGGCCGGAUCGCUUCUAGGCUCGGCAUUCGGAGCGUUUUAUUCACUAUCAUGAUCGGCGCCGGCUUGGGCUUCAUCGGGCCAACAUGGGCUUCAAAGGGGGGAGACUACCGGAAAACCCCGGAGGAUUUCACCGUGCCCCCCAAGUGGGUUCCGUUCCCAACUAAAGUCGCAUUCCACCUAUUUGAGAUCAAGAAGAUUUUCGAUGUGGUUACGGGCAAUGCGUCGGGCGUCACAGACAUAUAUCGCAUGGGGGCAGGCCAAGAAUGCUGUGACAUAAUAGCACUUAGAAGCAGUUAUGAGGUCGAACCCGAAUGGUUGAGCCUCCUCAACGAUAUGCACGCCAAACCAGUCUUCCCCGUAGGGCAACUUCCCCCAGGCGAUCCCGAGACGCAAGGCAAAACCGACUCUUGGAAGUCGAUCAAGGAAUGGCUCGAUGCGCAAAAGAAAGGUACCAUGGUGUACGUGGCAUUCGGGAGUGAGUCCAAACCAAGCCAAACCGAACUGACCGAGAUUGCCCUAGGGCUAGAGCUUUCAGGGUUACCCUUUUUUUGGGUGCUCAAGACUCAACUCGGCUCGGCCGACACUGAGUCGAUCGUGUUGCCUGAUGGUUUUGAGCAGCGAGUCAAAGGGCGUGGCGUGGUUUGGGGUAGCUGGGUGCCUCAACUCAAGAUACUCGCGCACGACUCGGUGGGCGGGUUCUUGACUCAUGGCGGGUGGAAUUCAGCCGUGGAGGCGCUAAGCUUCGAGAGAGCCCUACUACUCUUCACAUUCGUGGCAGAUCAAGGACUAAAUGCGAGGUUCUUGGAGGAGAGACAGAUCGGGUAUCCGAUACCAAGAAAUGAGUUCGACGGGUCGGUCACGAGGCAGUCCGUGGCCGAGUCGCUGAGGCUGGUGAUGGUGGAAGAGAAGGGUCGGGUUUACCGAGAGAAAGCGAAGGAGAUGAGGUCUAUCGUUGGUGAUAAGAAUGUUAGAUAAAGUUAUGUCAACAAACUUCUUAACUAUUUGCAGGAACACAGGCCUGUGAAACACCUAAGAUCAAAGGGGACCACAAUACAAGGCAAGAAGUUAUGACCUGGUUUUAGUGUUCUUAGCUAGGAAUGUCUAGUGCUUCUGCUGAGUUAUCCAAUGUUUGGCAAGACAAGGUGGUUUGCUUUGUAUGUGAACUAGAUGUGUUCUCCGUUGUGUUAAGGAGAAAGUAGUUUAUGUAUCGAUCGCACUAUGGACGAAGUAUAACCGAUUAAUAAUCGCGUGGUAUGCACUCUAACUUUGUGAU
Molecule: messenger RNA, 1690 nt
Organism: Syzygium oleosum
Lineage: Eukaryota; Viridiplantae; Streptophyta; Magnoliopsida; Myrtales; Myrtaceae
Product: UDP-glycosyltransferase 91A1-like
Exons: 2
Coding region: 46-1392 (448 amino acids)
Molecular function (GO): UDP-glycosyltransferase activity
Source: RefSeq, a predicted model, not a curated record